AUGGGGCAUUCUAAAAGUAAUCCACCAAAAGUACCAAAUGGUUGGAAAGCAGUCUUUGACGAAGAAUAUCGGACAUACUUCUUCGUCGACCUAUCCAAUGGGAAAUCGCAAUGGGAAGAGCCUAAAGGCACAACUUGGAACGCGGAGUCACCGCCCCCUUAUCAAGAACAGAGGCCUGCAGGUGCGCCAAGUGCAGUAAAGGGGGAUAGGAAAACCCCAGCCACGGAACAGCGUAGCGGAUACCCACAGCAAGCUUACCCGCAACAGCCAUAUUCACAACAGGCCUAUCCGCAGCAGGGAUAUGGUCAGCAAGCCUAUCCGCAGCAAGGCUACCCUCAGCAGGGCUACCCUCAGCAAGGUUACUACCCCCAGGCUUACCCUCAACAACCUUACUAUCCACAGGCAUAUCCUCAACAGCAGUAUCCCCAGCAGCAGCAAGGCCGCAAGAAGUUCGGAGGUGCUAUGACUGGUGGUUUGCUUGGUGUGGGUGGUGGUCUUUUAGCUGGUUCCCUUCUGGGCUCAGCCCUUUCACCACACGAAACAAUCGUCGAGAAUAACUACUAUGAUGAUAAUGGUGGAGGUGACUAUGGCGGCGGAGAUUUUGGAGGUGGUGACUUUGGUGGCGGAGAUUUUGGAGGUGGUGAUUUCUAG
This is a messenger RNA of Lachancea thermotolerans CBS 6340, 651 nucleotides long. It is a transcript of the gene WWM1, whose product is annotated as Wwm1p. The record is from RefSeq and is a predicted model, not a curated record. Lineage: Eukaryota; Fungi; Ascomycota; Saccharomycetes; Saccharomycetales; Saccharomycetaceae. The transcript has a single exon. Gene Ontology annotation, molecular function: protein binding. The coding region runs from base 1 to 651 and encodes 216 amino acids.